Molecule: messenger RNA, 2156 nt
Organism: Vitrella brassicaformis
Lineage: Eukaryota; Vitrellaceae
Source: the annotation of a GenBank genome assembly
GUCUUUCCAUCCACAUGCGGUCACAACCUCACCUCCUACCCACUCACACACUCACAAGCGGCUCCUGCAAAGAUCGGACGCACACUGAAAUAGAGUGAAGGACGAAGAAAUAACCUACCUGUCAGUCAGCUAUGCAGCUAUUACACACAGCCAGACCAACGUACCCUUCGGUACCCAUAUGAUACACAGCACCGCACCGCCCCGCCCCGCCCACACACACACUCACACACUCAGCUAUUUGAUGCUGAUGAGCUUCAGUUCUGAGUACGACGUCGCCCCCCACCCAUUCACCGACGCAGGCACUAUCAGCCGACGCACCUCGCCCUCACUCAUCGAUAAGAACGCCUCAGCCGACCAGGUAAGAAGCCGAGUGAAACCAACCGUUUGACCCCGAUGCUGAUGCCACACGUCGGCCGCGUCGAAUGCGUCUUUCCACGAGAUGUGGUCGAAUGUGAUUUGCUGUGUGAGGCGGGGUGUGGUGCCGUUGCCGGGCUGGACGAUUCGGUAGAGCACACCGAGGGGGGUGCGCUUGUAGUCGCCGUCACCGCUGCAGCCAGCAGUGAAUGGCACACACGUGCAUCGACCUGGAGGCGACGACGAUCGUUUUCUUGUCACUUCCUGACCCACCUGUCGUCUGGGAGGGAUAGGUCGAUCUCGAUGAGGAUGCCGUACAUGGCCGCCGUCUGCCCACACACACACACACAGGGAUAAAUAAGCAUCUCUGCCUUCAUCCAUCCCUCCUCCCUCCCUCCCUCCCUCCCUCUGGCUCUUUGUGACCUUUUCGAAGAAGCGCUGCUCCGCAGGUGUGGCCAUUCGGAGGGGCACACGCACGGCGUCCCUGAGGUAGGGCUUCCUGUCGCUGAAGGCGGCGGCCAGCCGUUUGCGGCGGUAGAAGUCGACCAGCCGGCGGAUGUGCGCGUCGCUCACACUCUCAAUCGGCGCCGACCACCUGAGCUCCGACAACAGAGGCAGGCACACACACACACACAUGUGUUAUCAUCGUGAGGGCGGCUCGGUUGGUUGGGCUUACAGUGAUGCGUCGUGUCUUCUGCCCAGCGCCACGUCGCCCAUCUCGUCGAUAGUGCUUUUCAGAGUCGAUAUCGUUCUGCCACAGACGUCGACGGAGCAUAUGGUCUCACUGUCACCGUACAGCGGUUUCAGGAAUGGGUUGACGCUCUGCAGACAGACGCGCAAUGCAGAAGACAAUGACACACACAGAGAUGGGAACAAGGCGCUGCUUCCGUGUCCAUCCGGCAGCCCACCUCUGUUUCGGUUUUGAGCAGCUCCAUCUCUUGGUCCAGCUUUGCCUGCUCGGCGUCGAAGGCCUUGACGAAGGUCGCCACCGAACUUAGCAGCCCACUCAGCUUGGCGUGGGCCGUGCUCACGACCGAUUGCUGCUGCUGCUGCUGGGCUGUGCCGUCGUCGGGUUCUUUCAAUGGCGAGAGCAGCAGCUUGAUAUAAAAGUCAUGAGGGCCUACAAGACGGGACAGAGAGAGGAUGGAAGGAUGGAUGGAUGAUGAGUGUGCUGACCUCACUUCGCCUCGCCUCCCCUCACCCCGCCCCUCACCCCGCCCCUCACCUUUCAGGUUCCGCCUGUGUGCCGCCUUGACGAGGUCAUCCACGCCCUCCCUCUCCCCAGCAAAGAUGGCGUUGCGUAUGGACGAGAACGCCGCUGAGUCGACGUCGAGGAACAUCCUCCCGCUGCUGUCCUUGAGGAAGCACUCGUCCCACCUGCCCGAGAACAGGGCUGCGAGGAGCGUCCCCUCCGCACCACUUGCCGUCAGGUGCCUCCGCCUCAUCCUCGACACACUCCCUCCCACAUUCAGAUGCAGCAGAUCGUCCUCACCGCUGCUGUUGCUGGCGGUCGUCGUAGCGCUCGUCGUCGACAGACCAUUGCUGGCGUCAGCAGCUCCCUUGGUGCAGGCGAGAAAGAUAGAGGCCAUCUUGUUGGCCAUGGGCUUGGUGGUCGAUGCCGGUGUGGGGUGAGAUCUCACUGACGCCUUGAGGUUGCGGUCCUUGAUGCUCUCGCGCAUGGCGCUGAUCUCUUGGCGCUGAGCCUGCAGGCCUUCGAGGGCAAGACGGACCUGUGUGUCGAGGGCACUCGUCGCCUCCACCCGAUUCAGGGAACCCAUCCACACACACAACGCUAAUCUUCC